UACGUUCCGGGUCCGGAGAUUGAGUUGUGACUGCCGGGAUGUGCUGUGGUGUACGCCAUUUAAUUAUAUAAAGGGGGAAGUACAGUUUUUUGGUCGGACUAGUCCUGAUGCCUUUUGAGUGCAGCUUGUACUUAACAUCCAAACAGGUACUGAGAUAGGUACUUGAGAGCUGGCAGGUAGGAAGAGGACAUACCUACUGCGAAGUAUUUGGCAGGAUGCCAAAGCGGAAGCGACUGAGCAGCAGCCACGACGACGACGCGGAGUCGGUGACGUCCGAAUCGAGCUCGGCGGCGCCCGCCGCCGCCGGCGCCGGCGCCGGUGUCGGCACCAGGAAGCGGCGCCGAUUCGGCGCGGUCUCGCAAGAACAACUGAAACAACUGCUGGAAUCGGUGCUGAAUCACAAACGUCCUGAUGGGUCCUUUGUGUCCGAGACUUUCUACCGGCUGCCAAAAAGACGCGUCAACCCGGAUUAUUACGAGACGAUCCGGAAUCCGAUCGAUGUCGCCAAGAUCCAGGUGAACCUGAACACGCACCAGUAUGACGACGUCAAUCACCUGGCGUCCGACGUCGAGCUGCUCGUGGAAAAUGCCAAACAGUACUUCCCGCGGUCCAGUCGGGAGUACACGGACGCCGUGGCGCUGUGGAACGCCUUCAACGAGCACCGCAGCAGCAUCGUGACGGAGGAGGCGCCCGCCGAGAAGGCCAUCAAGGAGGAGGAGCGGCCGGAGAAGAUCACCCUCCGACUGAACCGAAUGAGCCGGCGCGGCUCGGAGGCGAUGCCGCUGACCGGCGAGCGAGGAGUCGGAGGCCGGCAGCUCCGUCGCGCGGCGGUCCGGCCCCGGUCCGAGGGCGCGACGGUCUGCGGCACCAGCCCCACACCAGAGCUGGAGGACGCCCUGGAGGAGCUGUUCACCUCGGUCGCCACGGCGCAGGACGCCGAUGGCCGCCAGAUGUCCACCUGGUUCCAGCUGGUGCCGCACCGGACGAAGCUGCCACAGUACUACGAGGUCAUCAAGCAGCCGAUGGACCUGAAGACGGUGGCGCAGCGCAUCCAGGGCUCCGAAUACACGUCGCUGCACGAGCUGGAGACGGACCUGCAGCUGGUGUUCAAGAACGCAUGCACGUUCAACGAGCCGGGCAGCCAGAUCUAUAAGGACGCCAAGGUGCUGCGGCGGCUGGCGCAGAGCCGGCGCGCCGAGAUCGAGCACGCCCGGCUGACGGCCGCCAAGUCCAGCGAGCGCAUCAGGUCGAAGCGGAUCGGCGGCACGGCCUGUCUGUCGGCUGAGCUGGCGCAGCUGGAGUACGAGGCCGACGAGGAGCGAAGCAGCAGCGACAGCAACAUGAGCGAGGACAACCCGCUCUGGCAGCUGUUCGACGCCGUCCGCAGCUACACCACGCAGGCUGGCUACCUGCUGAGCGAGCCGUUCCAGACGCUGCCCUCGCGACGCCUCUAUCCGGAUUACUAUGACGAAAUCAAGAACCCAAUCGCGCUCCGGCAGAUCAAGAGGAAGAUGAAGGACGGAUUGUAUGCUGGCAUUCAGGACAUGGAGGACGACAUGAACGUCAUGUUCGACAACGCGAAGCAGUACAACCCGCCCGACUCGAAGCUGUACAAGGACGCGCUCCGGCUGCAGAAGCUGCUGCAGAAAAAGGUGGCCGAAAUGGCGGCGGACUUUGACGAGGGCGACGAGGACAACUCGGAGGAGGACUCACAGCCGCUGCCGCCGGUGCGGCCCGUGCGCCGCGACCACCCGGUCAAGAACCGCUGCAAGAUCCUCUACCGCACCAUCCGCGACUACGUGAACGACGAGAUGCGCCAGCUGAGCGCCGUGUUCAUGGAGCUGCCGAGCCGCAAGCUGUACCCGGACUACUACGAGAUCAUCGACAGCCCCAUCGACCUGGCGCGCAUCGAGUCCAAGAUCCGCUCCGACCAGUACGACACCGAGAUCGAGAUCCUGCAGGACUUCAAGCUCAUGUUCAACAACUGCCGUCAAUACAACGAGGAGGGCUCGGUGAUCUACGACGACGCCAACGUGCUGGAGCGGGUGCUGAUGUCGAAGGUGCGCGAGCUGGGCCCGCUGCCGGCGCACGAGGGCGUCCGCAACAAGCCGCGCGUGCUCAGCCGCGCCCAGCUCCUGGAGAAGAUGUGGACGCUGUUCAACACCAUCCGGGACCACACUGACGCCACCGGCCGCCAGCUGUCGCUCAUAUUCGCCCGGCUGCCCUCCAAGCUGGAGUACCCGGACUACUUCGAGGUGAUCAAGCACCCGAUCCACCUGGACCGGAUCGCCCAGAAGCUCAAGACGGGCACGUACAACACCAUGGACGAGAUCAUGGCCGACCUGGUGCUCAUGUUCGACAACGCCUGCAAGUACAACGAGCCCGACUCCCAGGUGUACAAGGACGCGCUGAACCUACACCGGCUGGCGCUGCAGACCAAGCUACAGCUGACCGAGGACGCCGAGGAGGUGCCCGACGUCAAGACACUCAUCCAGGAGCUGCUAACAUCGCUGUUCAUCGCCACGUACAAUCAUCAGGACGCCGACGGCCGCUGCUACUCCGACUCGCUAGCAGAGCUGCCCGAGCACGACGAGGUGGAGGGUCAGAGCCGUGUGCGCGGCAUCUCGCUGGAGAUCAUCAAGCGUCGGCUGGACCGCGGCCUGUACACGCGGCUGGACGCCUUCCAAGAGGACAUGUUCGCCGUGCUGGAGCGCGCGCGCCGCCUCAGCAAGCCCGACUCGCAGACGUUCGAAGACGCCGUCGAGAUGCAGAUGUUCUUCAUAUCGUACCGGGACGAGCUGUGUCGGAGCGGCACUCUGCUCUCGUCGCCGGCGCUGCAGUACUCGCAGGACGAUCUGAAGGCCCAGGUGGCCCAGCUCAAGCCGGAGGUCAAGCAGGAGGAGGAGGAGAGCCAGGAGGCCAAGCCGACGCCCAGCGGCCUGGGUGACUCGAUGAGCUUCAACCAGAUCCAAUACCGGACCGGCGAGUUCGUCUACGUCGAGCCCAAAGACAAGGGCGUGGAGCGACACAUCGUCAACAUCGAGCGUCUGUGGACCAACAACGAGGGCCAGCAGAUGAUGUACGGCUGCUGGUUCUUCCGGCCCGAAGAGACGUUCCACCUGCCGACGCGCAAGUUCCUGGAGAAGGAGGUGUUCAAGUCGGACCAGCACAUCGGCUGUCCGCUGAGCCAGAUCGUCGGCAAGUGCUCGGUGAUGUCGGUCAAGGACUACUUCCGCAUGCAGCCCGAGGGCUACGCCGAGCACGACGUGUUCGUGUGCGAGUCGCGCUACUCCAGCCGCGCCCGCUCCUUCAAGAAGAUCAAGCUGUUCCCGUUCGCCUCGCCGGACCGGCUGACGGAGCGCGAGCAGCCACUCGAGCCGCGCCGCGUCAUGUCCGUGUUCCGGAAGCGCGUCGAGAAGCACAAGGAGGAGCUGGCCGAGCUGGAGGAGUGCGAGAAGGUCCGCAGCCGCGACCUGCCGAACGUCGAGCUCGACAAUCGGACGGCGAUGGACGGCAACACGUACUACGAGCAGCUCACCUGCGGCCCGUUCGUGCUCAAGACCGGCGACUGUGUGUACGUCAAGUCGGAGCACAGCAAACAGGUCAUCGCUCAGGUGGACACCAUGUGGACCACGCCAGACGGCGCUCAGUACUUCCACGGACCGACGUACAUGACUGCGGCCGAGAUCGCCACCUCGGUGCAGCAGAUGUUCUACAAGCAGGAGGUGUUUGUCUCGCUGCUGGAGGACACGCACUCGAUGGCGUUCGUCACCGGCAAGUGCUGCGUGCUCGACUACAACGACUACUGCUCACGCCGUCCCACCGAGAUCCCCGAGUCGGACGUGUACAUCUGUGAGAACCUGUUCGACGAGUCGAAGCGGCAGAUCGUGCCACGCGGCGGCGAGCUGAAGCGCUACACGCACGCGGAUGCGGUGCUGGCCGACGAGGUGUACCACUUCCGGCGGCUGCUGGUGCUGCGCAAGCAGCAGCUCGCCGCCAUCCAGCAGGAGGCCAAGGAGCGCAUCAAGUCCCUCUUCGCCGAAGCCGUUGGGGUGGCGUCCCCGGCCGGCAGCAAGGCCGGCGACGAGGACUCGCUGGACGGUCCACCGGCCUCGGUCGGCUCGGCGGACAACCUCUCGCUCGGCACGCCGCACAGCUCGCGCAAGAGUGGCAAGCGACUCAAAAUACUGACCGGCUACAUCCUGUACUCUGCCGACAUUCGUAAAAAGAUCACGUCCAACAACCCGGCGGCCAACUUUGGCGACAUCAGCCGGCUGGUGGGCACGGAGUGGAAGAACCUGUCGGCCGGCGAGAAGGCCGCCUACGAGGAGCGGGCGGCGCGCAUGAACGCCGACUCGGUGGCCAGCCUGCGCAUGGAGGCAGACACGCCGACGCGCGCCGCCAUGGGCGCCAGCCUGGUGGGCCCGGACGUGGUGUACGACUGCUGCUGGAUGGGCUGCGACUACCAGUUCGAGGACAUGGGCGACCUGAUUGACCACUGCAACCUGGAGCCGUCCGGGCACGUGCACGUGUACGCCGCCACCGUCGAUGAGUACCAGUGCCAGUGGCGCGGCUGCAACCGCAUCAAGAAGGGCGCCGUGCCGUUCCCCAACGCCGGCAGGCUCAUGCGUCACGUCAAGGAGGUGCACAUCCAGAAGAACAACGGCCGCGUGCUGGCCGCCCACGAGCGCGGGAGGAAGUUCGUGGCGCGCCGGGCGGCGGGCUCCGGGGUCUCGACGCCGACCAGCAGCACGGGCGCGCCCGAGCCGCGCUUCGUGGCCGUGCCGGCGCGGCCGCAGCGCCUGCUCCACUCGGAGGCCUACAUCAGGUACAUCGAGACCCUGCAGCCGGAGCGGGCACACGUGGGGGGCUGGGAGCGCCAGCUGCAGGCGACCCCGGAGACCACGCCCGUGCCGGACACGACCCUCUGGCACCUGCGCGACUACUUGAUGAAGGACGCGCUCGGUAUCUCGCGCGCCUACGACGGCCGCCUGUGA
Molecule: messenger RNA, 4997 nt
Organism: Pollicipes pollicipes
Lineage: Eukaryota; Metazoa; Arthropoda; Thecostraca; Pollicipedomorpha; Pollicipedidae
Product: protein polybromo-1
Exons: 35
Coding region: 216-4997 (1593 amino acids)
Biological process (GO): transcription elongation by RNA polymerase II; chromatin remodeling
Cellular component (GO): RSC-type complex
Molecular function (GO): chromatin binding; protein binding
Source: RefSeq, a predicted model, not a curated record